This is a messenger RNA of Glycine soja, 1643 nucleotides long. Its product is annotated as protein EFFECTOR OF TRANSCRIPTION 2-like. NCBI's taxonomy places the organism in Eukaryota, Viridiplantae, Streptophyta, Magnoliopsida, Fabales, Fabaceae. The record is from RefSeq and is a predicted model, not a curated record. The coding region runs from base 42 to 1322 and encodes 426 amino acids. Gene Ontology annotation, biological process: regulation of DNA-templated transcription. The transcript has 3 exons. Gene Ontology annotation, molecular function: DNA binding.
GAGAGCGUUAUGUUAUUGUUAUCAACGGGCAUCUGUUCAACAUGGCGUUGGGCAUGAGCAGGUUCAAGAGGGAGCAAUGCAACCGCACAAAACAUGAUUCUAGCUUCUCCCAUUGGAAGAUUCUGAUUGGCCCUCGUGAUUGGGAAGACCAUUCGAAAGGAAAGGAAGGGUGUUCAAAGUACAGGAUUCAUAACCUCCCACAACAAUCGGGUCCAGGAGUCUAUGAGCUUGGAAUAGCUGCUGCGGCAUCAGUGUCAGAGCGUAAAAUUUACAAGCUUGUCCCUCACCGUCACCGCAUAGUGGUUGUUUACCUCGGACAAACUGAAAAUGUGAGAGAACGACUCCGGCGUUAUGGCGGAAAUGGGGACCACUUGGAGGAUUCUUCUCUCCACUUGUUUCAGCAAGUCUUUUCACAAGGAUUCUCAAUCCUUUAUAGAUGGGCUCCUAUGCAAAACAAGGAAGAUGCCCUGCGAACAGAAACUGAGCUGCUCAGUACAUUUGAUUAUGCAUGGAACACAAGAAGUAAUUGUGUCCGGAGGCCUGAUGAUAUUCUUCAAAAGCUCCAUCAAAUUGCUUCAGGCACUAGAACACUUUCAGAUAUUGCCAGAGCUCUUCUGCCUUUCACUCAGAAGCAAGUGGGCAUCCAAAUUAAAUCAAUCAAGUUAGAUGAAGCAGACAAUGGCAGCAGCUAUAACAAUCUCCUAUCUCGACUAUUCAGCUUUAACAGAUCUCGUCCUAGGUUAGUUCAAGAUAUCACUGGUGCCAUUCAGGAACAAGAGAAUGGUAAAAUUUGUGGAGUGGCGCUGGGUGAUGGUUCAAUUUGUACAAGGCCACCAGCUGAAAAACGAAUGAGGUGUCCUGAACACAAAGGAAUGAGAACAAAUGUGUCCACUGCCAAAGCAAUAAUAGGGGCACCCAUGUCAGAGAGCCAUGAUUUAGAAGACCCUCCUCAAACAGUGGUUGAUGAAAGUCUCACAAACACAGAUUAUAUAUGUGGAAUCCUCUUAAGUGAUGGCUCCACCUGUACAAGACAACCAGUUAAAGGAAGGAAAAGGUGCCAUGAGCACAAAGGGAGGAGAAUUCGUGCAGCAUCUAUUCAAACAAAGGACAAUGGAUACAAAUACCAAAAUAAUGUCAGCAAUGAUGUGGAAGACCCUCCACAAACACUUGUUGAUGAGAGUAUCACAAACACCAAUAUAUGUGGAAUCAUAUUAAAUGAUGGCUCCACUUGUACAAGACAUCCAGUUAAAGGAAGAAAAAGGUGCCAUGAGCACAAAGGGAGGAGAAUUCGUGCAUCUUUUCAUAUAGCAAAUAAAAAAUAACUGGCACUACACAAAUUCUGCAUAUCGAGUGCCCUGAUGACCUGCUAGAUGAUGGGUUAUGGUGCGAGUAGCAGCAUAAAGGGAUGAGGGUGGCAAGGCAAGCUCUUGCAUUACAAUUAGAGUAGCAUAACUUAACAGCUGAACUCUAUGCAAAAGGCAACCAAACAGUUGUAGGUAAUAAAAAAAAUGCUGGAGGAUGAAAUGAAAUAUGUUUGUUUGUAUUGAGGGAAUUUCUCUUCCUAUAUUGUUGUUGUACCCAUUAAAUCUGGUAGUUGUUUUAUCUGUACUGUACAAGUAAUGAACAAUGAUUGUUUAUCAUCA